Psammomys obesus (fat sand rat) is the source of this 2319-nucleotide messenger RNA. RefSeq names its product mucin-2-like. The transcript has 9 exons. Lineage: Eukaryota; Metazoa; Chordata; Mammalia; Rodentia; Muridae. The coding region runs from base 1 to 2319 and encodes 772 amino acids. The record is from RefSeq and is a predicted model, not a curated record.
AUGGGCAGCCGCUGGCUGCUGCUACUGCUGCUGCUGCUGCUCAGGGACAGAGCCCUCAACCUGCCUGGCCGUGCUUUCGUCUGGGUCAUUGCCUCAGACCCACCUUCCAGAAAAGGCUUUGUGCUUAACAGAAAUCUAUCCUGCCCGUCUACGAGUUCAGGUGUCCCUCACAAUACGAAAGCCCACAUCUCCACAGAGGAGCUCAGCAGUCCCUCAGUGACGGAGACACCCACGUCUAAGUCCCAGGAACAGAUGACAGCGGCCAUGCUCCCAGCAUCACCCGAAGGCAGCUGUGAAACCCACCAUGAGCCGCCGGCCUCAGCAGCGCACACACCUGCCGGGACAGCCACCACCGACAGCCCGUCACUGUCAGAUUCCACGGUGGCCGCCACAGUAAAGGAACCGCUAGGGGCACCCCAAACCACAGUUUUAUCCAGCUUGGCCCCUCCACCUGAGAGCCCACCACCGAAUCUAACUGUACCCUCCUCCGCACCGGACAAGGCCAAUGACAAUGAACCCUCGACAAACACCUCUUCAGCAAGCACAACCACCCUGAGGGCAACCGAGGGCUCGGCCACGUCUGGGGCUCAGGGAAGGGACACUACGCCUGUACCCUCACACACAGCAACCACCCCCACAAAGGGCAAGCCACCAGACACACAGCACAGCUCAGUCCCGCAGACCCCUUCCCAGCCGGCACAGACAGGCUCUAAUGUCAGCACAAUUCUAGUCCCAGAGGUGUCACCACCAAAGCCUACCACCCCUGGAGUGAGAUCAUCAGUGUCCCCAGAGGAGGCGGACACAGCCGUGACGACACCUUCAAUGGCGUCAAGCACAGCAGAGGAUGCCAGCCCACCCUCUGGAACUGGGACACCCACCGAGCCCAAGACGUUAACCCCAACCCCGCCCUCACCAACACUGGACAAAGUCGGUGACAUAAAUAAACCUUUACCCGUGACAACCUCGGCCGCUACAAACACCACCUCACCUACUCCAGCCACCCUGAACACAGCCGCCUCCGAGACUCAGGACAGGGACACUGCAGCUGGGCCCCCGACCCCAGCAACCACCCCCACAACGAGCAAGCCACCAGACACACACCAGGACUCAGUCACACGGACACCUUCCCAGCCAGCGCCCACGGGCUCAAGCGUGGGCUCGGGUGCCGCCCAGUCACCUAACCAUUCCACAGCCCGUGCCCCCAGCUCCUCAGACACAACCACAUCCUCCACUGUGACCAGCAAAGCACCCCCCGGCUCUAGCCAGAGCAGUGCUCCAGGAGGUGGCACCUGUGCUUUGGAUGAGUAUCUGGCCAGCCCGGGGGGUUGUAUGUGUAAUGACAGCUACUAUCCCGAUUUGGAACUAUCCAGGGAGAUAGCGACCCUGCGCUGCAGGCCGCGGGACAUUGAGGUGACUCUCAGGAGCUGUUUCCUGAAGACUCGCCACUGGGCCCUGAAGAAUGAAACCUUGACGUGUUUCAGUAUCAAUAGGAUAGAACAGGGUCACCGGGUCCAGGUCUUUCAGCUGGAGAAGAAGGAGGGAACUUGCGGACUCCACCUCGCUACCAACGCCAGCCAUGCCCUGCACUCUUUGGAUGUGCACCUUGAACAGGCUCUCCCUGGCGCCAGCAACACCAGCUUCAAAGUGCUACAGCUAAGCUGCGCGUACCCCCUGGUGGUGAACGCCAGCAAGCCUGUCUCCAGCCAGGAGGUGUCCAUUCUCACCAACCACGUUCCAAGUACUGGGGAGCUUGCCUUCACCCUGAGCAUCUUCACAGACCCUGAGCUCUCCACUCCGCUCAAGAACAGUACGGCUCCUGUCGGCAUGACCCUCUACGUGGUCCUCAAGUGUACCAACAGUGAUCCUGCCCAAUUUGCCCUGGUGGCUAACGAGGUCUUUGCCAGUACCAACCAAUCCAACACAGAGGCUGAGGCCACCCAUCAUUUUGUGAAGGACAGCUGCCCAGUCCGGGGCCGGAUGCUUCAGGACUUGACCAACGGGGCCUCCAUAUACGUGACGCUGGCCUUCACUCUGUCACGAUUCUUGAAUAGCGACACGCUCUACCUCCAUGCCCAAGUGACCCUCUGUGACAAGCAAGCGGGUCGCCCGUGCCAACCGUCCUGCAGUGGGAAGAAUCCCCUGAGGAGAAGUUCGCCCUGGGACGCUCGAGCCGGGACCCACGUGGAGCCUGGAGGUGGCAAGUGGAUAGUGUUCGGGCCUCUCCGAAUAAGUGAGUCCAGAGCCUCCAGCAGCUGGAGCCCAGCAGGAGCCUGGAUGUCCAUCUUUCUCUUGAUCCUGAUUGGCUGGAUGCUGGAAUAA